Molecule: messenger RNA, 1051 nt
Organism: Scomber japonicus (chub mackerel)
Lineage: Eukaryota; Metazoa; Chordata; Actinopteri; Scombriformes; Scombridae
Gene: ciao2b
Product: cytosolic iron-sulfur assembly component 2B
Exons: 5
Coding region: 111-590 (159 amino acids)
Biological process (GO): iron-sulfur cluster assembly
Cellular component (GO): cytosolic [4Fe-4S] assembly targeting complex
Source: RefSeq, a predicted model, not a curated record
UGUUUGUUUUAUGCAGGCAGGUUGUGCACUGCAGUGUGAGUUUAGCAUUAGCACCACAGACUUCACAGACAGAUAUUCACAGUGUAACUUGGACUAAAAACAUCGUGUAAAUGUCAGGAGGAACUCGUCUGGAAAACGCGAACCCGGUCAUCUUCCAGCGGUCCGGAGAAAGACUGCUGACUGCUGCAGACGAGGAUGAAGACGUGCAAGACCCCAUCGACGACAGGGAAAUAUUUGAUCUGAUCAGAUCCAUCAACGACCCAGAACACCCCCUGUCUCUGGAGGAGCUCAAUGUCGUGGAGCAAAUACGAGUCAAAGUGAACGAUACAGAGAGCACCGUGGGUAUCGAGUUCACACCCACCAUCCCCCACUGCAGCAUGGCAACCCUCAUCGGCCUGUCAAUCAAAGUCAAGCUGCUUCGCUCCCUGCCAGACAGGUUCAAAAUUGACGUUCACAUCACUCCAGGGACUCACGCCUCGGAGGAAGCAGUGAACAAACAGCUGGCAGACAAAGAGAGAGUUGCAGCAGCUUUGGAGAACUCUUCGCUACUGGAGGUGGUCAACCAGUGUCUGACGGCCAGGAGCAUCUGAGCAGCUACUCAGCUUUGACUAUUUGAUAUUUGGCACCUGAAAUAUAUCUGUCUGACCAACUAUCACCAUAUAAAUGAAGUGAAUAGCUGCAGCUGGUAGACACAGAUGCAGCACAAAGAAAGAUAGUCAAGAUCACUGAGUUUACUGUGUUUCUUGGAGGAAUGUAUAGGGAAUCCCAUUUCCAAGAGAAUAAACUAAAUAUCAUUUAGACCAGUUUGGACAAAGCAGAGAAAUGAAUUCUUCUAUCUGUGAAUUUUGGGGUCAUCAGUGUGAAAAAGUUGAGAAACUACCUGUUGAUUUAAAUAAUGCAAUUUGAAUUGUAACAAAAAGGAUUGAAUCAUAAUUGGAGUUUGUCCUCAACAUCUCCUGAAAAUCUGCAGUAACAAUCCCCAUGUGUAUAAUAUUAAUGCUUUUUAGAUUUUAUUAAAAGUAUGCAUAUUAGUAAUAAAAGAUAAAUGAUA